CCGUUCCACUCGUUACACUCCCGCUCUAACCACCAGCGUACUGUUGGGUUAAAACGCAAAAAUAUAUCCAUCAUCAAGAAUGCUCCCGAUAAUUAUCGAAUCCCCACUUGGAGUGUGAAUAAUAAUUAAUAAGUGUAUAUUUAUAAAAAUAAGUUUUACGUUUUAAAUAAAUAGGGGUAGAGUGAAAGUGUAAGUGCUUUGAGUAAUAAUAAAUAAAUAAAUAUAUAUAACCAAGCGUGGAAAAUGGCCAAGAGAAGUAACAACAACUCGGCUGGAAGACGGACUUACGGCGAGAAGCCGUACGAUGCCAACAACUCAUUUGUAAAAAAAAUGGCCACUAAAGUGACGGAUUUGAUACCACAGAGAUCGUGGAUAAGCAAAUGGUUCAAUUCACCAGGUGGCAAUGGCCUUGCUGCUGACCAGGAUAAUGCAGACGAGCAGGAUGUCGAGGAAGAGUCACUUCAACCUCCGUCAAAGCGUCCAUGCAUUAGAUUAGACGUAACGCAUCCGACAGAAACCUUCAGAAUUCAGUCGCGUAACCGCAUCACCGGCAACACCACCAGUAAUAAUGCUAAUAUUAUUAAUAGAAUUGAUUAUACAGCCAAUAACAUCAACAGCAAUGAGCAGUAUGAGCAAGAUGUUGAUGAAACGAUGCCGGAUUUCCCGCAGCCGAUUGCUGGAUCCAGUAGAUCUUUUGCCGCAUCAACGCCUACGUUACGUCUUCCCGGACGGUUGACUCAUACAAAGUCUGAUAUUACACCUCUGGUUCACCAGCACCAGCGGCAGCAGGAACAUCAGCAGCAGCAAAUGAAUAUUGCAAAUGGUGCUGAUGACAAUUCAGAGUCCAGUGAAAGUACCAGCGGCUGCAGUUCACUCAUUCCACAGACAAGUAGACAAGACGGAUUGUCUAAUUUUAUAAUUUAUCCAUUUGCAAGUAAAAAAGGAUUUACGAAUGAUAAAUUGUCAUUUACAAAUCACUUGCAGUCACCAAGAUCUUUGCUGUUCAAUGGACGAGAUUCGUUGAGCUCAAGGAGACCUAGUUUUAAUGUAUCAAUGGUCAGUAAUGAUAACAGUCCUCUAGAACGUGGAACUGGACUGUCAUCACCUUUUUACAGCGGCAACACAACAUUCGGAGGUGCUAAUGCGAUCGGUAACUUCCGGUCAGCUCGUAGACCUGGACAGAUGAAUGAGUUCCAGUUGAGAGUACCCAAGAGGUCCAGUGUCCGCGUUAAGCCUUCAAAUUCUUCAACGACAGACACUACGGGGAUGAGCCAGACGGCUAAAAGAAUUCUUGAAACACUUGAACAUUUUUCAUCUCCAAUAACUGACGCCAAGAAGAUUCCGGUUAAAGCUCCAAUGAGUACUCUUGCGUCGAGGAAGCGAGCCCGUGAGGAAGAGACUAUCAGUAGCAAUAGUUUUGUCAGCAGUGUGGCACCUAUUGGGUUGAGACACUUGACCAGAGAGCUAACGGUUCCAACGGUGCCGGACAUGCUCAAGCUGAGGAGACGUCAGAGAUUGACGAACACGACGCUCGCCGCUAGAAAAAUAAUUUCAGCACACAGUGAGCCUGCGCCGCAGGUAAAAGCUGCUGAGUAUCACCUGAGGGCUGAUAGCGAUGAUAAAAAAUUCAUGGGCAAACUCAGGACUAAAGCUAAGAAAAAAGUUGAUCUAGAUGAACCUGCGGAGACGGUCAAUCUCACCCACAUACCUCUACCUAUCACAACAUUGCCGAGCUUUGAUAUACCGAUACCCGAGUCAUCAAAAAAUAAUUCGAACAAUGUUGUCAAUAAUAUAAAUACCAGUACCAAUAAAUCUGGUACAAGUACGGGAGUAGAGACUAAACCAAUUUCUCCGUUAAAAGAAACGGAGUCGUUUAAAUUUUCUAGUCCCAUUAAAUUUGCUGGAGCUGACACAAGUCUAGAGUCAGACGGGCAGUUCACUUUCUCUCAGCCGAUAAAACCCAGCCAGGAAUCACCCGCUAGUAAAACAACGGCAACAUCAAUGCCUACUUUCAAAUUUACGUCAUCCAAAACAACAGCUAAUUUCAAUUCAACUGGAGACAACAGCAGUCAGCCAUCAACGAACUUUAUGUGGUCGGGAUCGUCAACGGCACCGAGACCCAAAGAAAAAAAAGUAGUUGAGACUAAACCUGAUGAAUUACAAGUAGCUGGCAGUGUUAUGGAUAUUCUUGGCAAGAAAACAGACAAAUCGGAAGUUAAAAUCUGGGAGUGUCGGGAAUGUUUUAUAAAAAAUAAUGACAGUGAUGAUCAGUGUAUCGCUUGUAAAGCACGCAAGUCUGAUUCAUCUAAAAAAAUGUCUUUAUCAUCAGCCUCUACAGUUUCUGCUGCUGCUGUCACUACUGAUUCUGCUGCUGGAGGACAAACACAGACGCAGUUUGGCACUAAAUUUAAAUUAAACGAUAAAUGGGAAUGUAAUUGUUGUCUGGUAAGGAAUCCAAUGACAGAAACAAAGUGUCUGUCUUGCAUGGCGCCAAGGCAAGAUAACAAUGCCAGCAAGUUAUCAACGUCUACAAAGACCGAAGUUCCAAAAGCUGAAGUUAAAGACAAAACUAAAGCAGCUGAAGGAACAUGGGAAUGUCCGGGUUGUAUGUUGAAGAAUCCGUCUAGUGUAAUAACAUGUCCGUGCUGCCAUGCAUCGAAGCCUGGACUAGUUAAGACUGCGGUUAAAAAUACCGAGUCUGUUUUGAAGGUCGACCAAAAAGUAGCCAAGACAUGGGAAUGUCCCUCUUGUAUGGUAAGAAAUAAUUUAACAGCUUCCACCUGCGUCUGCUGCACCACUCCUUGUCCAGACAAAUCGUUAGUCAAAGAGGACAACAAAUCAUCACCAGUUCAAUCGUCGUUGCCAGUAACCAGCGGGUUUGGUGAUAAAUUCAAAAAACCAGCGGGCGCGUGGACGUGUGACAGCUGUAUGGUUCAAAAUAAAUCUGAUGUUACCGAGUGCGUGGCAUGCGGUGGCUUGAAACCUGGAGCUACUGCAGACAAAAGCAAGAAAGCAGAAAAUACUCCAAUGCCGUUCUCAUUUGGUAUUCCUCCGGGUGCCCAACCUCAGCUGGGAGCAAAGACCGAUGAUAAAAAGUCUGAUAGCACGACAAAUGGGUUUACGUUUGCAGCACCCACGUCUCAAGCUAAACCAUCAUUUACUUUUGGCAUUCCAUCGACGGAAAAAUCCGAACCCACGGGAUUUAAAUUUUCCGCUCCUACGACGACUAUCGCUGAGCCUAAAACUGCUGAAAAUAAUCAGACUCCAGCAAGUGGAUUUACCUUUGGAGUACCCAAGACAGUGGAAAAAGUUGCGGAUAAAGUAAAUGAGGAAGACAAACCCAAGCCAAUGUUUUCAUUCGGUGCACCGAAAACUGUUGAGAAGGAAAAAUCUAUCAUUUUUUCUAAUCCGUUGACUGUAGACAGUCAAGUUAAUUCCCAAGAUAAAGCUCCAGAGAAAUCCGUUACAUUUUCAUUUGUUCCACCAGGAUCUGUAGCAAGUGCUGGUAGUGAUGCAGGAACUACCAGUAGUUCUACGGCUGCUUUCACAUUCUCCGAGCCUAAAGUCUCUACAUCAACCCCUGAGACAAUUAAAUUUGGACAGACACAAUCUCCAUUAGUUUCAGCAACGACCACAUCAGGGUUUUCAUUCACGAGACCUAAAUUUACGGAUUCAUCAGCCCCUCCGGAAAAGAAAGCUGCGUUAACUUUUGGUAGCGGCUCUGGAACAGCGGCUCCAGUUUUUGGACUUGGAUCUGCUGCUGCUCCAUCAGCAGAAGAGAAGUCAUCGCCCUUUGAAAUUGCAGAUAAAUCUAAAACACCAUUUACGUUGGAUAAAAAACCAGGGUUUGGUAUUGAGACUAAACCAGCUGGAUUUGGAGAAGAAAAUAAAACACCAGCGACAUUCGGUAGCAGUAGUAAUACUGCUACCAGUGAUAAAUCAAUGUUCAAUACCGGAUCAACAGCACCACCAGCUUUUGGCUCAGCACCAACUACUUCAACUCCAUCAUUAUUUGGUUCAACUCCAGCGUCCAGUAUUUUCGGGACCGGUACCACGAAUUUUGGAACGUCAUCUUCAGCAACACCCAGUAUAUUUUCAGCAGUUAAAUCCACAGAGACACCAGCACCAGCAACAAAUAAUCAAGGAUUAUUUUCAUUUGGCGCAGCGUCAACCCCAAGUACCCAAAAUACUACCGGAGGUUUCAAUUUCACUGGAACAAAUAACACACCUGCGACGCAAAAACCUAUGUUUAGCUUCGGCAGCAAUGCAGCAUCUCCAGCCCCAUCUGUAACCCCUUCAUCAGACACCGGAUUCGGUACACAAAAUUUCGGUAGUUCUGCAUCGUCUCAACCAGCGGCAUUUUCUUUCAAUCCACCAAAAGCUGAUCCUCCAGCCUUUGGACAACCGUCCGCUACACCGCUUCCUAGUAUUUUUAAUAAUCAAGCUUCCGGUUCACUGGGACAGACACCUGGGUCAGCUAAUAUGUUUAACUUUGGAUCCGCUGCUCCUCCCACUGGUUCAUCAACUGCCAGUGGUUCUAGUGGAUUUAGUUUUAAUACCGGAUUGAAUACACCAGCAACACCAGCAUCAGGUGGUUUCAAUUUUAAUCCCGCAAAUUCAUCACCUGCGAUCGCCUUUGAUCCUAAUUCGCGGCCGUCAUUUAAUUUUACUGGCGGCAGUGCAGUCGCCCAAUUUAGCGCAACACCACAGCAAGCUGUAACGCAAAGAAAAAUAAAACGAGCAGUAAGAAGAAUGCAUCCAAGAACUUGAAUAAUUGUUAUAAUUAUUAUUUUAAAAAAUAAAUUUUUACAACUGCGAAUAAUUCGUGUGGUAAAAAAAAAAUUAGUGAUCUACUGUAUAAUUAAUUAAUUAAAAAAAAAAAAAUAAAUACGCGAGAUAGAUGAACAAGAAGCCAAUAAGACAGUUGCUGAUGAAGCAAUUAUUAGGUCACGCAUAAAUUAAAAUUAUUAAAUUCCCGAGUGGCUUUGCUCGUAAAAUUUAUGUAAAAAAAAAUAAUAAAAUUUAAUUAAUUAAUAAAAGAAAAAAAUUAAUAAGUAAAAGCAACAAGUAACGAGUUUAAAUUGUUGAGUGCAACUACUCGUGUAUCGCGCACACAAUUUAUUGAAAUUAAAAGAAAAAGUUUAAAAUAUAUUUAUAAAUAAUUAUAAUUUAAAAAUAUUCGCGCGUAAUGACUGCAAUAAAAUGUAACGUCGAAAGAUAAUUAAUACGAUGACGAAUACCUAUGAGGAUUUAGCAAUUUAUCGACAGUUAACUUUGAGCUUAUAAAUAAAAAUAUUCAAAAUUCGAGUUAGUAUGACAUGAGAAAAACUAAAUUAUUAAUUUAAAAAUAUCAACUAAUUAAUUGCGGGUAUUUUUAAUGGGAUUAGUAUCCAAUUAUUAUCAUUAUAUUUUUUUUUUCAGGUAAGUAUCAGCGACUUUACAAAACUUGCGGCAAAAUUAUUUUAAUAUAUCAUUUUUGAUUAAUUUUUUUUUUUAUCACGAGACACGGGUGUCUGUUUGAAUAUUUUUUCUUUAUAAUUUUUAUAAAUUAUUAACAUUUUGUAAAGAAAGUUACGAUUAUUAAUAUUGUUGCAAGUGAUGUAAUUACGCUAAUAAAAAAAAAAAUAUAUCAGUGGUUACGAUACGAGUUCUACUUUAAUUGUAUUUUAGUUAGGACACUCAAGAAACAGUUUUUGAACAAUUGUUUGUAAAAAAUACUGUUUCUUGUAAAUAAAAUAAAAUAAAAAGUAAUAAUUACUUAAAAAAAAUAAAAAAAAAUUCAAAUAUUGUAACAUAAUACUAAAAUGGCAUUCGGAUAGUACAAAUAAUAAAAUACGAUUUGCCCAAUCGUUUCCAUUGAGUAGAUAAAAUUUUAUAUUUUUUUUAUAUAUAUAAAGAAAAAAGAAACUGAAUGAUUAAUGAUUAAUCUAAUAAGUAAAAAUAAAAAAUAAUAAAUAAACUGAAUGCCAUUUUCGUUAGAAUAUUAAAUGAUAAUUAAUUAAUCAAUUAAUUAUUAAUAAUAAUAAUUAUAAUUAUUAUAAUAUAAUAAAUAUAAAUAAUUGCUAAGUGUUUUAUUGUAGGAUCAAAAAAUACCAAGUGAACAUAAAGCUGAAUAAAAAAAUAAAUUCAAAUUAAAAGUCAUUGAUUUAAAAUAGUUAUAGUUAUUAGUUAUUAAUUAAUUCAUUGACCAUUAUUAUUAUUAAUCAUUUUUCGGAGGUUCUUUAAUAAGUAUUCUUUUAAUUCACCUCAACUUAUAUUUUUACCAGCAAUUGAUGUAAUUCCGAGCUACUAUAUAUUUUUCUCCAUUUAUUUAAAAUCAUUUUCAGACUGAAGAUGGAAAUAAAAACUUGUUAUCAUAAUUAAAAAAGAAAUUAUUUUUAUUGUUUGUUCAUUCGUUUUCUCUAAUUAAUAUUUUAUUGUAUUACUAGUUUUUUUUUAUUUCCUGCGAGUUAAUAA
Molecule: messenger RNA, 6456 nt
Organism: Microplitis demolitor
Lineage: Eukaryota; Metazoa; Arthropoda; Insecta; Hymenoptera; Braconidae
Product: nuclear pore complex protein Nup153
Exons: 4
Coding region: 244-4770 (1508 amino acids)
Biological process (GO): protein import into nucleus; RNA export from nucleus
Cellular component (GO): nuclear pore
Molecular function (GO): structural constituent of nuclear pore
Source: RefSeq, a predicted model, not a curated record